Ceutorhynchus assimilis (cabbage seed weevil) is the source of this 734-nucleotide messenger RNA. Lineage: Eukaryota; Metazoa; Arthropoda; Insecta; Coleoptera; Curculionidae. The record is from the annotation of a GenBank genome assembly.
UCAAUGUUAUUUUAAAGAUGUUCAGUGAGUGAAGUGCAUAGGUUGAAGUUCAAUUCAUUAGUACAAAAAUUUUAAUAAUAAGUGUGUAGGUUUUGCAAAGGAAAAAGUUUUUACUAUUAUGGAUUUAAGAAAUCUGAAAAUUUUCACACUUUUCUUCAUAAUGAAUAUGUGUCAUUGGCACAUCAGCGAAGCAGCUCCUCAAUUUCCACAACCACAAAGAGGUUUCAUACCAGCUUCUAGAGAAGAUGAAUCACCCCAACCGUAUGAUUUCCAAUACAAAGUCGAUAGUCCACCCUCUGGAACACUUUUUGGGCAAAGUGAGACGGGCGAUGCUCAAGGAAGAGUUGUUGGCAGUUACUACGUACUUCUGCCGGACGGAAGACUGAUGAACGUGGAGUACACUGUCGAUGGUGAAUCUGGAUUCGUUCCAAGGAUAACGUUUAAUCCGCCAAAUUCUCAAGGAACUCCUGCGGCGACUAGAUUAGGAUAGAAUAAUUUUUUUGUUUAUUUGAAAUUCUUAUAGUUAGGUUUUUAAGUGUAUUGUUCAACUAUGACUUGGUAAUGUUUGUACAUUUUUAUAAUUUAAUUAUGCAAAUUAAAUAAACUGCAGGCUGACAAAAUCCACAAUACUUAUUGGUUAUAAUAAAUGUGUAGAUUGCAACCUUAUAUAAAUUUGAGUGUUCUACUUGUAAAAGAUUAUGGGGUUUUUUUCGUAAUAAAGAAACACAAUUCUA